Neocloeon triangulifer is the source of this 1705-nucleotide messenger RNA. It is a transcript of the gene wus, whose product is annotated as dnaJ homolog subfamily C member 22. The record is from RefSeq and is a predicted model, not a curated record. Lineage: Eukaryota; Metazoa; Arthropoda; Insecta; Ephemeroptera; Baetidae. Bases 139 to 1206 code for a protein of 355 amino acids. The transcript has 5 exons. Gene Ontology annotation, cellular component: early endosome; plasma membrane. Gene Ontology annotation, biological process: endocytosis.
AGGCGCGUUCCUCCAAGAGCAUCGAAAGGUAAACAACGGGAUAACAUCCUUCGAGGUUUCUGUGAUCGUGCCUCGUCUUGUUCGCCAAGUCGUUGACCCUGACACCGACCAGGUUGCACCAGAUCUGAUGCAGCCCUGAUGGCCGAGGCGAAGAGCGUGUUGGUGACGUACGUGCUGUGGCUGCUGGGGGGAUGGUUCGGUCUGCACCACCUGUACCUGCGGAGGGACCUGCAGGCCUUCCUCACCUGGUCCACCGUGGGCGGCUACUUCGGCGUCGGCUGGCUCAGGGACCUCGUCCGCAUCCCCGAGUACGUCGCCGACUGCAAUGAGGACGAGCAGUACAUGAAGAAGUUCAUCGAGAGGCUCAAGACCAACGAAAAGCCUCCAUUCUCAAGCAUCCGAUUCAUGAGCAGUGUGCUGGUGUCGUACAUCUGGUCCAGCAUCUUCUGGAUGGCCAUUCCCGAAGACGAAGUUUUCGGAAUCAACUUCCGUCCUCUUCUGUACCUCACACCGAUUCCAUGCGCUCUUGGCGUUUGGGCCGUCGGAAACGUUGGCCGCGAGCAGGGCUCGAUUUGGUGGCCUCUGGGAAUCGCCUUCGCCACAACUCCUGUCCUCUGGAUGUGGGACGACUCAAACUGGUUCACAGCCAUGACUUUCUGCAGUGCUUUCGCCUUCGACGCUCUGGCCAAGCAGUGGAAACGAACCUACCCAAAGAAAUCUUCCACAAAGAAGAGAGUUUUGGUGCUGAGUGUGUGCGUCGUGCUCUACCUUGGCCUCUUCUCGAGCUAUCUGUACUUCAACGCCAAACUCACUGACAGCGAAGGUGACGAGGUCAAGUUCCAGGACGCCGUCAACCACUUCUUCACAUCCCCAUGGUGGGUGGAUCUGAAACAGUCAUUGGUUGACACCUGGACCUUUGCUCAGCACCACGGUUGGGCCGAAGUCUGGAAGCAAAUAAUAGACUUGUCCGAUCCGCACGGAGAAAUCAAUGCUCACAAGGUGCUGGGGGUUGGCCAGACGGCGACACAGUCGGAGAUCACUGCCAAGUGGCGUGCCCUGUCCAAGGAAUUCCAUCCAGACAAGGUCAAGGACGAGAACGAACGGAGGAAAGCGCAGGAGAGAUUCAUGGAAAUCCAGCAGGCGUAUGAGGUUCUGUCCAAGAUGCGAUCAAAGCGAACGGCCAAGAACAAAAAGUCUGUCGAUUAAUUCUCUUCACUGACUGAGAUCUGCAGGUUCUAUUCUGUGAUAGUUCCUUCUGACUAAUCAAGCAGGCCAAAUUUAUGCAUGAACAAUGGAAUAUUUAACCACUUUUUCAAUCAAACCAAUUGUCACAGAUAUAUUUUUAUGUACUUGUUUAUGUUGGAGAUGAAAUCUGAAUUUUUGUAUGGUUGAUUAAUUUUGUACUCAUUUAUUUUAUUGUUGAUGACAACUUUGGUGACCUGAAUGUUCUUUAAGCAAGUGAGACUCCGGCAUCAAUUCUUUAAUGUUUUUGAAAAUUGCACAAAUUAAUUGUCUUCCUGGGACACAAGAGUUGGUGCUGGAAUCGUUCACCGCACAUUUAAUUAGACAAUGUGGGCCUAAACUUAGAUCAUUCCCUUAAGUAUAUGAAAAUCUGCGACAGGCAGAAAUUGUUAAAAAAAAUUUUAUGAGAAAGGAUUACAUAAAUAAAAGCAAAUAUGCAACUUGUAACCUUGAUUCGUGUAUA